This is a messenger RNA of Pangasianodon hypophthalmus (striped catfish), 22570 nucleotides long. It is a transcript of the gene ahnak, whose product is annotated as AHNAK nucleoprotein. The coding region runs from base 553 to 21672 and encodes 7039 amino acids. Gene Ontology annotation, cellular component: nucleus; costamere; cytoplasm. The transcript is spliced from 7 exons. NCBI's taxonomy places the organism in Eukaryota, Metazoa, Chordata, Actinopteri, Siluriformes, Pangasiidae. The record is from RefSeq and is a predicted model, not a curated record. Gene Ontology annotation, molecular function: protein binding. Gene Ontology annotation, biological process: regulation of RNA splicing.
ACUCAGCCAUUCUCCACAGCCCGAAGUUACGACUGCACAGCAAAGAGAGAGGAAAAAAAGUGAGAGGGAGAGAAAGAGAGAGAGGGAGGGAGGGAGAGAGGAAGAAGAAGAAAAAAAGAAAAGUCAUUAAAGGCAAAGAAAGUAAUCUAAAACCACGACUCAGACAGCAUCGGACGGUUGGGAGAGAAAACUUUUCGCGGCUGUGGCAGAAAGGCAUGCGCAGCGGAGGAUGCUCAUGCCAAGGUGUUAAAGCUGUUUGGAAGCAGUGAACUGCUCCCAGAAAACAGAAGAGAGGUGUGGAAGAGGAGGGUGUCCGGUAGUGCUUGAGCACCCGGGAGAGAUUCUAGGGCUGGUACAGCCCAGUCCAGUGGAGAACUCAAAGGGAAACAGUGGAGAGCUCAAGGAUUUGAAGAAUGCCCUGGCGAGCUCAGCAACACCAAAAGGUCUGGAAGACCACUGAAGACAACUGAAGUGGAUGAUCACAGAAUUCUUUCCUUGUUAAAGAAAAACCCCUUCACAACAUCUAGCCAAGUCAAGAACACUCUGGAGGAGAUGGCUGAUGAAGAGGACACAAGAGAAGUGCUCUUCCCUCAGUGGAUGGGCCCUGAUAAACAUGGGCUUACAAUAGAGCAAAAGGGUCAUGGAGAGAUUUUUGUCAAGGAAGUGAAAGAAGAAUCCCCUGCUGCUCAUACUGGGAGAGUAUUUGAAGGUGAUCAAAUUGUUGGUGCCACGAUCUACUUUGAGAAUAUGAGCUCAGAAGAAACAGCAGAGUUAUUGAAGACUCUUAACAGACACAAAGUGGGACUAAAACUACAGCACAAGACGGGAGACAAAUCCCCUUGUCGCUCUCCCAUGGGCACAUUGUCGUGGGAAGCACGAAGUGGAUUUGGAGGUUCUAGUCCUGAUAUCAUCCUGAGUGGGGAUGAUGAGGAGUACAGAAGAAUCUAUACUAAGAAAAUUAAGCCCAGACUGAAGUCUGAGGACCUUGCAGAGGGAGUUGAUGUACGUACAGAACGUCACAGCAGCACGAGCAGUGAUGGCAGCACCAUUACAACUAUUACCCGCCGUAUCACUACGUACACUGUGGACAUACCAGGGGAAUCUGGCCAGCAACAGAUUGAUAUUUCAAGCCCAGAAUUCAAAAUUAAUGUAUCAGAGGGGAGCUCUGCUCAAAUUAAAUUGCCUCAUGGAAACAAAAUAAGCCGGGUCAGUGAGCAGGAGGGUUUAGAUCUUGGAGAAGGUAGAUUAAGAGAUCCAGAGAGCUCGUCUGAGAAGCACUGGAGUACAGCACAUGUCAAAACAUCAAUUACAACAAAAGAAACAGAGGGAAAUGGGAAGGAUUUGAGAUUUAAUAUAUAUGACACUGGACUGUCAGCAGCAAAAACACAGGGGGGAGAAGGGUCUACUGAAUGGAUUCAGCAUGAUAGUAGUGUAAGAGGCAAAGGCUCAUGCACAUCAGACACAAACAAAGGUUAUGCCGAUCUCUCAGUUACACUUGGCAUAGGGGCAGAUAAGGAUCAGGUAAGCAAUAGUGAUGAAAUGUUGAAAAUGAAACGUGAGGUUACUAUUUCAGGUUCAGAAGAUGAAAAGGAUAUCAAAGCACCCAAAGUGGACAUUAUAGGUCCAGAGGGAUCAGAUGGAGGAGUUAAGAUGUCAAAAAUAAAAGUGUCAUCAAUUGAAAUUAAGAGUCCAAGGGCUCACAAGAGUGAUGCAGACAAAGGUUUUCCCAAAAGUGAUGUUGACAUAAAAGCAGCAAAAAUAGAAAUCAAGACUCCUGGUGUUAUAGGCCCGAAGCUGAAUUUGACAUCCAUUUCAGGUUCAGAAGUGGGUGAAGUGGAUAUUAAUAUUAAGAGCCCUAAAGUAAAAGGGGAAGUUGAGGGUUCAGUACCAAAAACUGAAGGGGAACUCAAAGCACCUAAAGUGUACAUCAGAGGUCCAGAGGCUGAUACUGAGGGCCCUGACGGAGGACUCAAAAUGUCAAAAAUAAAAAUGCCAUCAUUUGGACUUAAGGGUCCAAAGGUUGAAGGCACUGAUGUUGAUGUUAGUCUUCCCAAAGGUGAAGUUCAUGUUUCAGUACCAAAAGUUGAAGGGGACAUCAAAGCACCUAAAGUGGACAUCAAAGGUCCAGAGGUUGAUAUUGAAUGCCCUGAAGGAGGAUUCAAAAUGCCAAAAAUGAAAAUGCCAUCAUUUGGACUUAAGGGUCCAAAGGUUGAAGGCCCUGAUGUUGAUGUUAGUCUUCCAAAAGGUGAAGUGGAUAUUAAAGGACCAGCCAUAAACAUCACUGCAUCAGAUGUUGACAUUGAGGGACCUGAGGGAAAAGUGAAAGGUCCAAAAUUCAAGAUGCCAUCAAUUUCUGGUCCAAAGAUCUCCAUGCCUGAUGUGGAUUUCAACCUAAAGGGCCCUAAGGUGAAAGGAGAUGUUGAUGUUUCAGUACCAAAAGUUGAAGGGGACAUCAAAGCACCUAAAGUGGACAUCAAAGGUCCAGCGGUUGAUAUUGAGGGCCCUGAAGGAGGAUUCAAAAUGCCAAAAAUGAAAAUGCCAUCAUUUGGACUUAAGGGUCCAAAGGUUGAAGGCCCUGAUGUUGAUGUUAGUCUUCCAAAAGGUGAAGUGGACAUAAAAGGACCAUCUAUAGAUAUCAGGGCACCAGAUGUUGACAUUGAGGGACCUGAGGGAAAAGUGAAAGGUCCAAAAUUCAAGAUGCCAUCAAUUUCUGGUCCAAAGAUCUCCAUGCCUGAUGUGGAUUUCAACCUAAAAGGCCCUAAACUGAAAGGAGAUGUUGAUGUGUCAGCACGAAAAGUUGAAGGGGACAUAAAAGCACCUAAAGUGGACAUCAAAGGUCCAGACGUUGACAUUCAGGGCCCUGAAGGAGGUUUCAAAAUGCCAAAAAUGAAAAUGCCAUCAUUUGGACUUAAGGGUCCAAAUGUUGAAGGCCCUGAUGUUGAUGUUAGUCUUCCAAAAGGUGAAGUGGAUAUUAAAGGACCAUCUAUAGACAUCACUGCAUCAGAUGUUGACAUUGAGGGACCUGAGGGAAAAGUGAAAGGUCCAAAAUUCAAGAUGCCAUCAAUUUCUGGUCCAAAGAUCUCCAUGCCUGAUGUGGAUUUCAACCUAAAAGGCCCUAAAUUGAAAGGAGAUGUUGAUGUUUCAGUACCAAAAGUUGAAGGGGACAUAAAAGCACCUAAAGUGGACAUCAAAGGUCCAGACGUUGACAUUCAGGGCCCUGAAGGAGGAUUCAAAAUGCCAAAAAUGAAAAUGCCAUCAUUUGGACUUAAGGGUCCAAAGGUUGAAAGCCCUGAUGUUGAUGUUAGUCUUCCAAAAGGUGAAGUGGACAUAAAAGGACCAUCUAUAGAUAUCAAGGCACCAGAUGUUGACAUUGAGGGACCUGAGGGAAAAGUGAAAGGUCCAAAAUUGAAGAUGCCAUCAAUUUCUGGUCCAAAGAUCUCCAUGCCUGAUGUGGAUUUCAACCUAAAAGGCCCUAAAUUGAAAGGAGAUGUAGAUGUUUCAGUACCAAAAGUUGAAGGGGACAUCAAAGCACCUAAAGUGGACAUCAAAGGUCCAGACGUUGACAUUCAGGGCCCUGAAGGAGGAUUCAAAAUGCCAAAAAUGAAAAUGCCAUCAUUUGGACUUAAGGGUCCAAAGGUUGAAGGCCCUGAUGUUGAUGUUAGUCUUCCAAAAGGUGAAGUGGAUAUUAAAGGACCAGCCAUAGACAUCACUGCACCAGAUGUUGAUAUUGAGGGACCUGAGGGAAAAGUGAAAGGUCCAAAAUUCAAGAUGCCAUCAAUUUCUGGUCCAAAGAUCUCCAUGCCUGAUGUGGAUUUCAACCUAAAAGGCCCUAAAUUGAAAGGAGAUGUUGAUGUUUCAGUACCAAAAGUUGAAGGGGACAUCAAAGCACCUAAAGUGGACAUCAAAGGUCCAGACGUUGACAUUCAGGGCCCUGAAGGAGGUUUCAAAAUGCCAAAAAUGAAAAUGCCAUCAUUUGGACUUAAGGGUCCAAAGGUUGAAGGCCCUGAUGUUGAUGUUAGUCUUCCAAAAGGUGAAGUGGAUAUUAAAGGACCAGCCAUAGACAUAAAGGCACCAGAUGUUGAUAUUGAGGGACCUGAGGGAAAAGUGAAAGGUCCAAAAUUGAAGAUGCCAUCAAUUUCUGGUCCAAAGAUCUCCAUGCCUGAUGUGGAUUUCAACCUAAAAGGCCCUAAAUUGAAAGGAGAUGUUGAUGUUUCAGUACCAAAAGUUGAAGGGGACAUAAAAGCACCUAAAGUGGACAUCAAAGGUCCAGACGUUGACAUUCAGGGCCCUGAAGGAGGAUUCAAAAUGCCAAAAAUGAAAAUGCCAUCAUUUGGACUUAAGGGUCCAAAGGUUGAAAGCCCUGAUGUUGAUGUUAGUCUUCCAAAAGGUGAAGUGGACAUAAAAGGACCAUCUAUAGAUAUCAAGGCACCAGAUGUUGACAUUGAGGGACCUGAGGGAAAAGUGAAAGGUCCAAAAUUGAAGAUGCCAUCAAUUUCUGGUCCAAAGAUCUCCAUGCCUGAUGUGGAUUUCAACCUAAAAGGCCCUAAAUUGAAAGGAGAUGUAGAUGUUUCAGUACCAAAAGUUGAAGGGGACAUCAAAGCACCUAAAGUGGACAUCAAAGGUCCAGACGUUGACAUUCAGGGCCCUGAAGGAGGAUUCAAAAUGCCAAAAAUGAAAAUGCCAUCAUUUGGACUUAAGGGUCCAAAGGUUGAAGGCCCUGAUGUUGAUGUUAGUCUUCCAAAAGGUGAAGUGGAUAUUAAAGGACCAGCCAUAGACAUCACUGCACCAGAUGUUGAUAUUGAGGGACCUGAGGGAAAAGUGAAAGGUCCAAAAUUCAAGAUGCCAUCAAUUUCUGGUCCAAAGAUCUCCAUGCCUGAUGUGGAUUUCAACCUAAAAGGCCCUAAAUUGAAAGGAGAUGUUGAUGUUUCAGUACCAAAAGUUGAAGGGGACAUCAAAGCACCUAAAGUGGACAUCAAAGGUCCAGACGUUGACAUUCAGGGCCCUGAAGGAGGUUUCAAAAUGCCAAAAAUGAAAAUGCCAUCAUUUGGACUUAAGGGUCCAAAGGUUGAAGGCCCUGAUGUUGAUGUUAGUCUUCCAAAAGGUGAAGUGGAUAUUAAAGGACCAGCCAUAGACAUAAAGGCACCAGAUGUUGAUAUUGAGGGACCUGAGGGAAAAGUGAAAGGUCCAAAAUUGAAGAUGCCAUCAAUUUCUGGUCCAAAGAUCUCCAUGCCUGAUGUGGAUUUCAACCUAAAAGGCCCUAAAUUGAAAGGAGAUGUUGAUGUUUCAGUACCAAAAGUUGAAGGGGACAUCAAAGCACCUAAAGUGGACAUCAAAGGUCCAGACGUUGACAUUGAGGGCCCUGAAGGAGGAUUCAAAAUGCCAAAAAUUAAAAUGCCAUCAUUUGGACUUAAGGGUCCAAAGGUUGAAGGCCCUGAUGUUGAUGUUAGUCUUCCAAAAGGUGAAGUGGAUAUUAAAGGACCAGCCAUAGACAUCACUGCACCAGAUGUUGAUAUUGAGGGACCUGAGGGAAAAGUGAAAGGUCCAAAAUUCAAGAUGCCAUCAAUUUCUGGUCCAAAGAUCUCCAUGCCUGAUGUGGAUUUCAACCUAAAAGGCCCUAAAUUGAAAGGAGAUGUUGAUGUUUCAGUACCAAAAGUUGAAGGGGACAUAAAAGCACCUAAAGUGGACAUCAAAGGUCCAGACGUUGACAUUCAGGGCCCUGAAGGAGGUUUCAAAAUGCCAAAAAUGAAAAUGCCAUCAUUUGGACUUAAGGGUCCAAAGGUUGAAGGCCCUGAUGUUGAUGUUAGUCUUCCAAAAGGUGAAGUGGAUAUUAAAGGACCAGCCAUAGACAUAAAGGCACCAGAUGUUGAUAUUGAGGGACCUGAGGGAAAAGUGAAAGGUCCAAAAUUGAAGAUGCCAUCAAUUUCUGGUCCAAAGAUCUCCAUGCCUGAUGUGGAUUUCAACCUAAAAGGCCCUAAAUUGAAAGGAGAUGUGGAUGUUUCAGUACCAAAAGUUGAAGGGGACAUCAAAGCACCUAAAGUGGACAUCAAAGGUCCAGACGUUGACAUUGAGGGCCCUGAAGGAGGAUUCAAAAUGCCAAAAAUUAAAAUGCCAUCAUUUGGACUUAAGGGUCCAAAGGUUGAAGGCCCUGAUGUUGAUGUUAGUCUUCCAAAAGGUGAAGUGGAUAUAAAAGGACCAUCUAUAGAUAUCAAGGCACCAGAUGUUGAUAUUGAGGGACCUGAGGGAAAAGUGAAAGGUCCAAAAUUCAAGAUGCCAUCAAUUUCUGGUCCAAAGAUCUCCAUGCCUGAUGUGGAUUUCAACCUAAAAGGCCCUAAAUUGAAAGGAGAUGUGGAUGUUUCAGUACCAAAAGUUGAAGGGGACAUCAAAGCACCUAAAGUGGACAUCAAAGGUCCAGACGUUGACAUUGAGGGCCCUGAAGGAGGUUUCAAAAUGCCAAAAAUGAAAAUGCCAUCAUUUGGACUUAAGGGUCCAAAGGUUGAAGGCCCUGAUGUUGAUGUUAGUCUUCCAAAAGGUGAAGUGGACAUAAAAGGACCAUCUAUAGAUGUCAGGGCACCAGAUGUUGAUAUUGAGGGACCUGAGGGAAAAGUGAAAGGUCCAAAAUUCAAGAUGCCAUCAAUUUCUGGUCCAAAGAUCUCCAUGCCUGAUGUGGAUUUCAACCUAAAAGGCCCUAAAUUGAAAGGUGAUGUAGAUGUUUCAGUACCAAAAGUUGAAGGGGACAUCAAAGCACCUAAAGUGGACAUGAAAGGUCCAGAUGUUGACAUUGAGGGCCCUGAAGGAGGUUUCAAAAUGCCAAAAAUGAAAAUGCCAUCAUUUGGACUUAAGGGUCCAAAGGUUGAAGGCCCUGAUGUUGAUGUUAGUCUUCCAAAAGGUGAAGUGGACAUAAAAGUACCAUCUAUAGAUAUCACUGCACAAGAUGUUGAUAUUGAGGGACCUGAGGGAAAAGUGAAAGGUCCAAAAUUCAAGAUGCCAUCAAUUUCUGGUCCAAAGAUCUCCAUGCCUGAUGUGGAUUUCAACCUAAAAGGCCCUAAAUUGAAAGGAGAUGUAGAUGUUUCAGUACCAAAAGUUGAAGGGGACAUCAAAGCACCUAAAGUGGACAUCAAAGGUCCAGACGUUGACAUUGAGGGCCCUGAAGGAGGUUUCAAAAUGCCAAAAAUGAAAAUGCCAUCAUUUGGACUUAAGGGUCCAAAGGUUGAAGGCCCUGAUGUUGAUGUUAGUCUUCCAAAAGGUGAAGUGGACAUAAAAGGACCAUCUAUAGAUAUCACUGCACAAGAUGUUGAUAUUGACGGACCUGAGGGAAAAGUGAAAGGUCCAAAAUUCAAGAUGCCAUCAAUUUCUGGUCCAAAGAUCUCCAUGCCUGAUGUGGAUUUCAACCUAAAAGGCCCUAAAUUGAAAGGAGAUGUGGAUGUUUCAGUACCAAAAGUUGAAGGGGACAUCAAAGCACCUAAAGUGGACAUCAAAGGUCCAGACGUUGACAUUGAGGGCCCUGAAGGAGGAUUCAAAAUGCCAAAAAUUAAAAUGCCAUCAUUUGGACUUAAGGGUCCAAAGGUUGAAGGCCCUGAUGUUGAUGUUAGUCUUCCAAAAGGUGAAGUGGACAUAAAAGGACCAUCUAUAGAUAUCAAGGCACCAGAUGUUGAUAUUGAGGGACCUGAGGGAAAAGUGAAAGGUCCAAAAUUCAAGAUGCCAUCAAUUUCUGGUCCAAAGAUCUCCAUGCCUGAUGUGGAUUUCAACCUAAAAGGCCCUAAAUUGAAAGGAGAUGUGGAUGUUUCAGUACCAAAAGUUGAAGGGGACAUCAAAGCACCUAAAGUGGACAUCAAAGGUCCAGACGUUGACAUUCAGGGCCCUGAAGGAGGUUUCAAAAUGCCAAAAAUGAAAAUGCCAUCAUUUGGACUUAAGGGUCCAAAGGUUGAAGGCCCUGAUGUUGAUGUUAGUCUUCCAAAAGGUGAAGUGGACAUAAAAGGACCAUCUAUAGAUAUCAGGGCACCAGAUGUUGAUAUUGAGGGACCUGAGGGAAAAGUGAAAGGUCCAAAAUUGAAGAUGCCAUCAAUUUCUGGUCCAAAGAUCUCCAUGCCUGAUGUGGAUUUCAACCUAAAAGGCCCUAAAUUGAAAGGAGAUGUGGAUGUUUCAGUACCAAAAGUUGAAGGGGACAUCAAAGCACCUAAAGUGGAUAUCAAAGGUCCAGACAUUGACAUUGAGGGCCCAGAAGGAGGUUUCAAAAUGCCAAAAAUGAAAAUGCCAUCAUUUGGACUUAAGGGUCCAAAGGUUGAAGGCCCUGAUGUUGAUGUUAGUCUUCCAAAAGGUGAAGUGGACAUAAAAGGACCAUCUAUAGAUAUCAGGGCACCAGAUGUUGAUAUUGAGGGACCUGAGGGAAAAGUGAAAGGUCCAAAAUUCAAGAUGCCAUCAAUUUCUGGUCCAAAGAUCUCCAUGCCUGAUGUGGAUUUCAACCUAAAAGGCCCUAAACUGAAAGGAGAUGUUGAUGUUUCAGUACCAAAAGUUGAAGGGGACAUCAAAGCACCUAAAGUGGACAUCAAAGGUCCAGACGUUGACAUUGAGGGCCCUGAAGGAGGUUUCAAAAUGCCAAAAAUGAAAAUGCCAUCAUUUGGACUUAAGGGUCCAAAGGUUGAAGGCCCUGAUGUUGAUGUUAGUCUUCCAAAAGGUGAAGUGGACAUAAAAGGACCAUCUAUAGAUAUCAGGGCACCAGAUGUUGAUAUUGAGGGACCUGAGGGAAAAGUGAAAGGUCCAAAAUUCAAGAUGCCAUCAAUUUCUGGUCCAAAGAUCUCCAUGCCUGAUGUGGAUUUCAACCUAAAAGGCCCUAAAUUGAAAGGAGAUGUUGAUGUUUCAGUACCAAAAGUUGAAGGGGACAUCAAAGCACCUAAAGUGGACAUCAAAGGUCCAGACGUUGACAUUGAGGGCCCUGAAGGAGGUUUCAAAAUGCCAAAAAUGAAAAUGCCAUCAUUUGGACUUAAAGGUCCCAAGUUUGAAGGCCCUGAUGUUGAUGUAAGUCUUCCCAAAGGUGAAGUGGACAUAAAAGGACCAUCUAUAGAUAUCAGGGCACCAGAUGUUGAUAUUGAGGGACCUGAGGGAAAAGUGAAAGGUCCAAAAUUCAAGAUGCCAUCAAUUUCUGGUCCAAAGAUCUCCAUGCCUGAUGUGGAUUUCAACCUAAAAGGCCCUAAAUUGAAAGGAGAUGUAGAUGUUUCAGUACCAAAAGUUGAAGGGGAUGUCAAAGCACCUAAAGUGGACAUCAAAAGUCCAGACGUUGACAUUCAGGGCCCUGAAGGAGGUUUCAAAAUGCCAAAAAUGAAAAUGCCAUCAUUUGGACUUAAAGGUCCAAAGGUUGAAGGCCCUGAUGUUGAUGUUAGUCUUCCAAAAGGUGAAGUGGAUAUUAAAGGACCAGCCAUAGACAUCACUGCACCAGAUAUUGACAUUGAUGGACCUGAGGGAAAAGUGAAAGGUCCAAAAUUCAAGAUGCCAUCAAUUUCUGGUCCAAAAAUCUCCAUGCCUGAUGUGGAUUUCAACCUAAAAGGCCCUAAAUUGAAAGGAGAUGUUGAUGUUUCAGUACCAAAAGUUGAAGGGGACAUAAAAGCACCGAAAGUAGACAUUGAAGGCCCACAAGUUGACAUUGAAGGCCCCCACAUUGACAUCGAAGGCCCUGAAGGAGGAUUCAAAAUGCCAAAAAUUAAAAUGCCAUCAUUUGGACUUAAGGGUCCCAAGUUUGAAGGCCCUGAUGUUGAUGUUAGUCUUCCAAAAGGUGAAGUGGAUAUAAAAGGACCAUCUAUAGAUAUCAAAGCACCAGAAGUUGACACUGAGGGACCUGAGGGAAAAGUGAAGGGGCCAAAAGUUGAAAUAGAAGGGGCUAAAAUUGACCUUGAUGUUUCUGGAGCUUCAGUCAAGAAAUCUAAGUUCAAAAUGCCAAAAUUUGGUUUUAAAGGGCCCAAAAUUGAAGGACCAGAUGUUGAUGUUAAAGUUCCAAAAGGUGAUGUCACUAUGGAAGCCAAAAGUCCAGAGGCUGGAUUUAAGUUGCCAAAAUUCAAAUUGCCAAAAUUUGGAUUCAAAUCCCCUAAAGCUGAUGUACCAAGCAUGGAUGAAUCGGAUGUAAAUGUCAACAUCAAGAGUCCAUCUGUUGACUUCGAGGUUCCAGAAGGAAAAAUCAAAGGUCCAAAUAUCAAGAUGCCAGAUGUGUCAGGGCCAAAUAUUACUUUGCCUGAUGUGGAUUUCGAUCUUAAAGGCCCGAAAUUAAAGGGGGGUGUGGAUGUCUCAGUUCCCAAGAUUGAAGGUGAACUCAAGGCACCAAAAGUUGAAAUUGAAGGCCCAGAUGUGGAUGUUGAAGGACCAGAGGGUGGCUUGAAGAUGCCAAAAUUCAAAAUGCCAUCAUUUGGGGUCAAAGGGCCAAAACUUGAGGGCCCUGAUGUUGAUAUAAAUCUACCAAAGGCAGAUAUUGAUGUCAAAGGUCCUAAAAUUGACAUCCAAAGCCCCGAUAUUGACAUUGAAGGUCCAGAAGGGAAGAUCAAAGGUCCCAAAUUCAAAAUGCCAACCAUAUCUGGUCCAAAGAUCUCAAUGCCUGAUGUGGAUUUAAAUCUGAAAGGACCUAAAAUAAAGGGGGGUAUGGAUGUGUCUGUUCCCAAGAUUGAAGGUGACAUUAAAGCACCGAAAGUAGACAUUGAAGGCCCAGAUUUUGAAGUAGAAGGCACAGGAGGAGGAGGCAUCAAAAUGCCAAAAUUCAAAAUGCCAUCAUUUGGGCUCAAAGGGCCAAAAGUUGAGGGCCCUGAUAUUGAUGUAAAUCUACCAAAGGGGGAUAUUGAUGUCAAAGGUCCUAAAAUUGACAUCCAAAGCCCAGAUAUUGACGUUGAAGGGCCAGAAGGAAAAAUCAAAGGACCCAAAUUCAAAAUGCCAACCAUAUCGGGUCCAAAGAUCUCAAUGCCUGAUGUGGACUUUAAUCUUAAAGGCCCUAAAUUAAAGGGGGAUGUGGAUAUCUCAGUUCCCAAGAUUGAAGGUGACAUUAAAGCACCAAAAGUAGACAUUGAAGGCCCAGAUUUUGAAGUAGAAGGCACAGGAGGAGGAGGCAUCAAAAUGCCAAAAAUCAAAAUGCCAUCAUUUGGGAUCAAAGGGCCAAAAGUUGAGGGCCCUGAUUUUGAUGUAACCCUACCAAAGGGAGAUAUUGAUGUUAAAGGCCCUAAGAUUGACAUCCAAAGCCCUGAUAUUGACAUUGAAGGGCCAGAAGGGAAAAUCAAAGGUCCCAAAUUCAAAAUGCCAACCAUAUCUGGUCCAAAGAUCUCAAUGCCUGAUGUGGAUUUAAAUCUGAAAGGACCUAAAAUAAAGGGGGAUAUGGAUGUAUCUGUUCCCAAGAUUGAAGGUGACAUUAAAGCACCGAAAGUAGACAUUGAAGGCCCAGAUUUUGAAGUAGAAGGCACAGGAGGAGGAGGCAUCAAAAUGCCAAAAUUCAAAAUGCCAUCAUUUGGGCUCAAAGGACAAAAGGUUGAAGGCCCUGAUUUUGAUGUAAAUCUACCAAAGACUGAUAUUGAUUUCAAAGGCCCCAAGAUUGACAUCCAAAGCCCAGAUAUUGAUGUUGAAGGGCCAGAAGGAAAAAUCAAAGGUCCCAAAUUCAAAAUGCCAACUAUAUCGGGUCCAAAGAUCUCAAUGCCUGAUGUGGACUUUAAUCUUAAAGGCCCUAAAUUAAAGGGGGAUGUGGAUAUCUCAGUUCCCAAGAUUGAAGGUGAUAUUAAAGCACCAAAAGUUGAAAUCGAAGGCCCAGAUGUGGAUGUUGAAGGGCCAGGGGGUGGUUUGAAGAUGCCGAAAAUCAAAAUGCCAUCAUUUGGGCUCAAAGGGCCGAAAGUUGAGGGCCCUGAUUUUGAUGUAACCCUACCAAAGGCAGAUGUUGAUGUCAAAGGUCCUAAAAUUGACAUUCAAAGCCCCGAUAUUGACAUUGAAGGGCCAGAAGGGAAAAUCAAAGGUCCCAAAUUCAAAAUGCCAACCAUAUCUGGUCCAAAGAUCUCAAUGCCUGAUGUGGAUUUAAAUCUGAAAGGACCUAAAAUAAAGGGGGAUAUGGAUGUGUCUGUUCCCAAGAUUGAAGGUGACAUUAAAGCACCGAAAGUAGACAUUGAAGGCCCAGAUUUUGAAAUAGAAGGCACAGGAGGAGGAGGCAUCAAAAUGCCAAAAUUCAAAAUGCCAUCAUUUGGGCUCAAAGGGCCAAAGGUUGAGGGCCCUGAUUUUGAUGUAAAUCUACCAAAGACUGAUAUUGAUGUCAAAGGCCCCAAGAUUGACAUCCAAAGCCCAGAUAUUGAUGUUGAAGGGCCAGAAGGAAAAAUCAAAGGUCCCAAAUUCAAAAUGCCAACUAUAUCGGGUCCAAAGAUCUCAAUGCCUGAUGUGGACUUUAAUCUUAAAGGCCCUAAAUUAAAGGGGGAUGUGGAUAUCUCAGUUCCCAAGAUUGAAGGUGAUAUUAAAGCACCAAAAGUUGAAAUCGAAGGCCCAGAUGUGGAUGUUGAAGGACCAGGGGGUGGUUUGAAGAUGCCGAAAAUCAAAAUGCCAUCAUUUGGGCUCAAAGGGCCGAAAGUUGAGGGCCCUGAUUUUGAUGUAACCCUACCAAAGGCAGAUGUUGACGUCAAAGGUCCUAAAAUUGACAUUCAAAGCCCCGAUAUUGACAUUGAAGGGCCAGAAGGGAAAAUCAAAGGUCCCAAAUUCAAAAUGCCAACCAUAUCUGGUCCAAAGAUCUCAAUGCCUGAUGUGGAUUUAAAUCUGAAAGGACCUAAAAUAAAGGGGGAUAUGGAUGUGUCCGUUCCCAAGAUUGAAGGUGACAUUAAAGCACCGAAAGUAGACAUUGAAGGCCCAGAUUUUGAAGUAGAAGGCACAGGAGGAGGAGGCAUCAAAAUGCCAAAAUUCAAAAUGCCAUCAUUUGGGCUCAAAGGGCCAAAAGUUGAGGGCCCUGAUAUUGAUGUAAAUCUACCAAAGGGGGAUAUUGAUGUCAAAGGUCCUAAGAUUGAUAUCCAAAGCCCAGAUAUUGAUGUUGAAGGGCCAGAAGGAAAAAUCAAAGGUCCCAAAUUCAAAAUGCCAACUAUAUCGGGUCCAAAGAUCUCAAUGCCUGAUGUGGACUUUAAUCUUAAAGGCCCUAAAUUAAAGGGGGAUGUGGAUAUCUCAGUUCCCAAGAUUGAAGGUGACAUUAAAGCACCGAAAGUAGACAUCGAAGGCCCAGAUUUUGAAGUAGAAGGCACAGGAGGAGGAGGCAUCAAAAUGCCAAAAUUCAAAAUGCCAUCAUUUGGGCUCAAAGGGCCAAAGGUUGAGGGCCCUGAUUUUGAUGUAAAUCUACCAAAGACUGAUAUUGAUUUCAAAGGCCCCAAGAUUGACAUCCAAAGCCCAGAUAUUGAUGUUGAAGGGCCAGAAGGAAAAAUCAAAGGUCCCAAAUUCAAAAUGCCAACUAUAUCGGGUCCAAAGAUCUCAAUGCCUGAUGUGGACUUUAAUCUUAAAGGCCCUAAAUUAAAGGGGGAUGUGGAUAUCUCAGUUCCCAAGAUUGAAGGUGAUAUUAAAGCACCAAAAGUUGAAAUCGAAGGCCCAGAUGUGGAUGUUGAAGGACCAGGGGGUGGUUUGAAGAUGCCGAAAAUCAAAAUGCCAUCAUUUGGGCUCAAAGGGCCGAAAGUUGAGGGCCCUGAUUUUGAUGUAACCCUACCAAAGGCAGAUGUUGACAUCAAAGGUCCUAAAAUUGACAUUCAAAGCCCCGAUAUUGACAUUGAAGGGCCAGAAGGGAAAAUCAAAGGUCCCAAAUUCAAAAUGCCAACCAUAUCUGGUCCAAAGAUCUCAAUGCCUGAUGUGGAUUUAAAUCUGAAAGGACCUAAAAUAAAGGGGGAUAUGGAUGUAUCUGUUCCCAAGAUUGAAGGUGACAUUAAAGCACCGAAAGUAGACAUUGAAGGCCCAGAUUUUGAAGUAGAAGGCACAGGAGGAGGAGGCAUCAAAAUGCCAAAAUUCAAAAUGCCAUCAUUUGGGCUCAAAGGGCCAAAAGUUGAGGGCCCUGAUAUUGAUGUAAAUCUACCAAAGGGGGAUAUUGAUGUCAAAGGUCCUAAGAUUGAUAUCAAUAGCCCAGAUAUUGAUGUUGAAGGGCCAGAAGGAAAAAUCAAAGGUCCCAAAUUCAAAAUGCCAACUAUAUCGGGUCCAAAGAUCUCAAUGCCUGAUGUGGACUUUAAUCUUAAAGGCCCUAAAUUAAAGGGGGAUGUGGAUAUCUCAGUUCCCAAGAUUGAAGGUGACAUUAAAGCACCGAAAGUAGACAUCGAAGGCCCAGAUUUUGAAGUAGAAGGCACAGGAGGAGGAGGCAUCAAAAUGCCAAAAUUCAAAAUGCCAUCAUUUGGGCUCAAAGGGCCAAAGGUUGAGGGCCCUGAUUUUGAUGUAAAUCUACCAAAGACUGAUAUUGAUUUCAAAGGCCCCAAGAUUGACAUCCAAAGCCCAGAUAUUGAUGUUGAAGGGCCAGAAGGAAAAAUCAAAGGUCCCAAAUUCAAAAUGCCAACUAUAUCGGGUCCAAAGAUCUCAAUGCCUGAUAUGGACUUUAAUCUUAAAGGCCCUAAAUUAAAGGGGGAUGUGGAUAUCUCAGUUCCCAAGAUUGAAGGUGAUAUUAAAGCACCAAAAGUUGAAAUCGAAGGCCCAGAUGUGGAUGUUGAAGGACCAGGGGGUGGUUUGAAGAUGCCGAAAAUCAAAAUGCCAUCAUUUGGGCUCAAAGGGCCGAAAGUUGAGGGCCCUGAUUUUGAUGUAACCCUACCAAAGGCAGAUGUUGACGUCAAAGGUCCUAAAAUUGACAUUCAAAGCCCCGAUAUUGACAUUGAAGGGCCAGAAGGGAAAAUCAAAGGACCCAAAUUCAAAAUGCCAACCAUAUCUGGUCCAAAGAUCUCAAUGCCUGAUGUGGAUUUAAAUCUGAAAGGACCUAAAAUAAAGGGGGAUAUGGAUGUAUCUGUUCCCAAGAUUGAAGGUGACAUUAAAGCACCGAAAGUAGACAUUGAAGGCCCAGAUUUUGAAGUAGAAGGCACAGGAGGAGGAGGCAUCAAAAUGCCAAAAUUCAAAAUGCCAUCAUUUGGGCUCAAAGGGCCAAAAGUUGAGGGCCCUGAUAUUGAUGUAAAUCUACCAAAGGGGGAUAUUGAUGUCAAAGGUCCUAAGAUUGAUAUCAAAAGCCCAGAUAUUGAUGUUGAAGGGCCAGAAGGAAAAAUCAAAGGUCCCAAAUUCAAAAUGCCAACUAUAUCGGGUCCAAAGAUCUCAAUGCCUGAUGUGGACUUUAAUCUUAAAGGCCCUAAAUUAAAGGGGGAUGUGGAUAUCUCAGUUCCCAAGAUUGAAGGUGACAUUAAAGCACCGAAAGUAGACAUCGAAGGCCCAGAUUUUGAAGUAGAAGGCACAGGAGGAGGAGGCAUCAAAAUGCCAAAAUUCAAAAUGCCAUCAUUUGGGCUCAAAGGGCCAAAGGUUGAGGGCCCUGAUUUUGAUGUAAAUCUACCAAAGACUGAUAUUGAUUUCAAAGGCCCCAAGAUUGACAUCCAAAGCCCAGAUAUUGAUGUUGAAGGGCCAGAAGGAAAAAUCAAAGGUCCCAAAUUCAAAAUGCCAACUAUAUCGGGUCCAAAGAUCUCAAUGCCUGAUGUGGACUUUAAUCUUAAAGGCCCUAAAUUAAAGGGGGAUGUGGAUAUCUCAGUUCCCAAGAUUGAAGGUGAUAUUAAAGCACCAAAAGUUGAAAUCGAAGGCCCAGAUGUGGAUGUUGAAGGACCAGGGGGUGGUUUGAAGAUGCCGAAAAUCAAAAUGCCAUCAUUUGGGGUCAAAGGGAGGAAAGUUGAGGGCCCUGAUUUUGAUGUAACCCUACCAAAGGCAGAUGUUGAUGUCAAAGGUCCUAAAAUUGACAUUCAAAGCCCCGAUAUUGACAUUGAAGGGCCAGAAGGGAAAAUCAAAGGUCCCAAAUUCAAAAUGCCAACCAUAUCUGGUCCAAAGAUCUCAAUGCCUGAUGUGGAUUUAAAUCUGAAAGGACCUAAAAUAAAGGGGGAUAUGGAUGUAUCUGUUCCCAAGAUUGAAGGUGACAUUAAAGCACCGAAAGUAGACAUCGAAGGACCAGAUUUUGAAGUAGAAGGCACAGGAGGAGGAGGCAUCAAAAUGCCAAAAUUCAAAAUGCCAUCAUUUGGGCUCAAAGGGCCAAAAGUUGAGGGCCCUGAUUUUGAUUUAAAUUUACCAAAGGGGGAUAUUGAUGUCAAAGGUCCUAAGAUUGAUAUCCAAAGCCCAGAUAUUGAUGUUGAAGGGCCAGAAGGAAAAAUUAAAGGUCCCAAAUUCAAAAUGCCAACUAUAUCGGGUCCAAAGAUCUCAAUGCCUGAUGUGGACUUUAAUCUUAAAGGCCCUAAAUUAAAGGGGGAUGUGGAUAUCUCAGUUCCCAAGAUUGAAGGUGACAUUAAAGCACCGAAAGUAGACAUCGAAGGCCCAGAUUUUGAAGUAGAAGGCACAGGAGGAGGAGGCAUCAAAAUGCCAAAAUUCAAAAUGCCAUCAUUUGGGCUCAAAGGGCCAAAGGUUGAGGGCCCUGAUUUUGAUGUAAAUCUACCGAAGACUGAUAUUGAUGUCAAAGGCCCCAAGAUUGACAUCCAAAGCCCAGAUAUUGAUGUUGAAGGGCCAGAAGGGAAAAUCAAAGGUCCCAAAUUCAAAAUGCCAACUAUAUCGGGUCCAAAGAUCUCAAUGCCUGAUGUGGACUUUAAUCUUAAAGGCCCUAAAUUAAAGGGGGAUGUGGAUAUCUCAGUUCCCAAGAUUGAAGGUGAUAUUAAAGCACCAAAAGUUGAAAUCGAAGGCCCAGAUGUGGAUGUUGAAGGACCAGGGGGUGGUUUGAAGAUGCCGAAAAUCAAAAUGCCAUCAUUUGGGCUCAAAGGGCCGAAAGUUGAGGGCCCUGAUUUUGAUGUAACCCUACCAAAGGCAGAUGUUGACGUCAAAGGUCCUAAAAUUGACAUUCAAAGCCCCGAUAUUGACAUUGAAGGGCCAGAAGGGAAAAUCAAAGGUCCCAAAUUCAAAAUGCCAACCAUAUCUGGUCCAAAGAUCUCAAUGCCUGAUGUGGAUUUAAAUCUGAAAGGACCUAAAAUAAAGGGGGAUAUGGAUGUAUCCGUUCCCAAGAUUGAAGGUGACAUUAAAGCACCGAAAGUAGACAUUGAAGGCCCAGAUUUUGAAGUAGAAGGCACAGGAGGAGGAGGCAUCAAAAUGCCAAAAUUCAAAAUGCCAUCAUUUGGGCUCAAAGGGCCAAAAGUUGAGGGCCCUGAUAUUGAUGUAAAUCUACCAAAGGGGGAUAUUGAUGUCAAAGGUCCUAAGAUUGAUAUCAAAAGCCCAGAUAUUGAUGUUGAAGGGCCAGAAGGAAAAAUCAAAGGUCCCAAAUUCAAAAUGCCAAAUAUAUCGGGUCCAAAGAUCUCAAUGCCUGAUGUGGACUUUAAUCUUAAAGGCCCUAAAUUAAAGGGGGAUGUGGAUAUCUCAGUUCCCAAGAUUGAAGGUGACAUUAAAGCACCAAAAGUUGAAAUUCAAGGCCCAGAUGUGGAUGUUGAAGGACCAGGGGGUGGUUUGAAGAUGCCGAAAAUCAAAAUGCCAUCAUUUGGGCUUAAAGGGCCGAAAGUUGAGGGCCCUGAUUUUGAUGUAACCCUACCAAAGGCAGAUGUUGACGUCAAAGGUCCUAAAAUUGACAUUCAAAGCCCCGAUAUUGACAUUGAAGGGCCAGAAGGGAAAAUCAAAGGUCCCAAAUUCAAAAUGCCAACCAUAUCUGGUCCAAAGAUCUCAAUGCCUGAUGUGGAUUUAAAUCUGAAAGGACCUAAAAUAAAGGGGGAUAUGGAUGUAUCCGUUCCCAAGAUUGAAGGUAACAUUAAAGCACCGAAAGUAGACAUUGAAGGCCCAGAUUUUGAAGUAGAAGGCACAGGAGGAGGAGGCAUCAAAAUGCCAAAAUUCAAAAUGCCAUCAUUUGGGCUCAAAGGGCCAAAAGUUGAGGGCCCUGAUAUUGAUGUAAAUCUACCAAAGGGGGAUAUUGAUGUCAAAGGCCCCAAGAUUGAUAUCAAAAGCCCAGAUAUUGAUGUUGAAGGGCCAGAAGGAAAAAUCAAAGGUCCCAAAUUCAAAAUGCCAACUAUAUCGGGUCCAAAGAUCUCAAUGCCUGAUGUGGACUUUAAUCUUAAAGGCCCUAAAUUAAAGGGGGAUGUGGAUAUCUCAGUUCCCAAGAUUGAAGGUGACAUUAAAGCACCAAAAGUUGAAAUUCAAGGCCCAGAUGUGGAUGUUGAAGGACCAGGGGGUGGUUUGAAGAUGCCGAAAAUCAAAAUGCCAUCAUUUGGGCUUAAAGGGCCGAAAGUUGAGGGCCCUGAUUUUGAUGUAACCCUACCAAAGGCAGAUGUUGACGUCAAAGGUCCUAAAAUUGACAUUCAAAGCCCCGAUAUUGACAUUGAAGGGCCAGAAGGGAAAAUCAAAGGUCCCAAAUUCAAAAUGCCAACCAUAUCUGGUCCAAAGAUCUCAAUGCCUGAUGUGGAUUUAAAUCUGAAAGGACCUAAAAUAAAGGGGGAUAUGGAUGUAUCCGUUCCCAAGAUUGAAGGUAACAUUAAAGCACCGAAAGUAGACAUUGAAGGCCCAGAUUUUGAAGUAGAAGGCACAGGAGGAGGAGGCAUCAAAAUGCCAAAAUUCAAAAUGCCAUCAUUUGGGCUCAAAGGGCCAAAGGUUGAGGGCCCUGAUAUUGAUGUAAAUCUACCAAAGGGAGAUAUUGAUGUCAGAGGAACUAAGAUUAAUAUCAAAAGCCCAGAUAUUGAUGUUGAAGGGCCAGAAGGAAAAAUCAAAGGUCCCAAAUUCAAAAUGCCAACUAUAUCGGGUCCAAAGAUCUCAAUGCCUGAUGUGGACUUUAAUCUUAAAGGCCCUAAAUUAAAGGGGGAUGUGGAUAUCUCAGUUCCCAAGAUUGAAGGUGAUAUUAAAGCACCAAAAGUUGAAAUCGAAGGCCCAGAUGUGGAUGUUGAAGGACCAGGGGGUGGUUUGAAGAUGCCAAAAAUCAAAAUGCCAUCAUUUGGGCUUAAAGGGCCGAAUGUUGAGGGCCCUGAUUUUGAUGUAACCCUACCAAAGGGAGAUGUUGACGUCAAAGGUCCUAAAAUUGACAUUCAAAGCCCCGAUAUUGACAUUGAAGGGCCAGAAGGGAAAAUCAAAGGUCCCAAAUUCAAAAUGCCAACCAUAUCUGGUCCAAAGAUCUCAAUGCCUGAUGUGGAUUUAAAUCUGAAAGGACCUAAAAUAAAGGGGGAUAUGGAUGUGUCUGUUCCCAAGAUUGAAGGUGACAUUAAAGCACCGAAAGUAGACAUUGAAGGCCCAGAUUUUGAAGUAGAAGGCACAGGAGGAGGAGGCAUCAAAAUGCCAAAAAUCAAAAUGCCAUCAUUUGGGCUCAAAGGGCCAAAGGUUGAGGGCCCUGAUAUUGAUGUAAAUCUACUGAAGACUGAUAUUGAUGUCAGAGGCCCCAAGAUUGACAUCCAAAGCCCAGAUAUUGAUGUUGAAGGGCCAGAAGGAAAAAUCAAAGGUCCCAAAUUCAAAAUGCCAACUAUAUCGGGUCCAAAGAUCUCAAUGCCUGAUAUGGACUUUAAUCUUAAAGGCCCUAAAUUAAAGGGGGAUGUGGAUAUCUCAGUUCCCAAGAUUGAGGGUGAUAUUAAAGCACCAAAAGUUGAAAUCGAAGGCCCAGAUGUGGAUGUUGAAGGACCAGGGGGUGGUUUGAAGAUGCCGAAAAUCAAAAUGCCAUCAUUUGGGCUCAAAGGGCCAAAAGUUGAGGGCCCUGAUUUUGAUGUAACCCUACCAAAGGGAGAUGUUGACGUCAAAGGUCCUAAAAUUGACAUUCAAAGCCCCGAUAUUGACAUUGAAGGGCCAGAAGGAAAAAUCAAAGGUCCCAAAUUCAAAAUGCCAACUAUAUCUGGUCCAAACAUCUCAAUGCCCGAUAUGGACUUCAAUCUGAAAGGACCUAAAAUAAAGGGGGAUGUCGAUGUGUCUGUUCCCAAGAUUGAAGGUGACAUUGAAGGACCUAAUAUCAAGAUGGAGGGAGCAGAAGGUUUUAAAAUCCCCAAAAUCAAAGUGCCAUCAUUUGGAAUUAAAGGGCCAGUGGUGGAGGGUGCCGAAGCUGAACUAAAUGUUCCCAAAGUUGAAGUUGACAUAAAAGGACCAGUCUUGGAUAUCAAAGACCCUAAGAUUGGCAACAUUAAUAGCAGUCUUGAAGGCCCUGAUGUUGACAUCAAUUUGAAGGGAAAGAAAGGUAAAGUGAAAAUGCCCAAGGUGAAAGGAAAGAUCAAAACUGAUAAUAUUGAUUCUAAAACUGGCAAUGUUGAGCUAUCUGCAGACUCACCUGACUUGCAUCUCAAAGGACCUAAAGUCAAGAAGCCAUUCUUUGGAAAGUUGCAUUUUCCUGAUGUGGAAUUCGACAUCAAAUCCCCAAAGGUUAAAGGCGGAGGUUCAGUGUCUGGAAAUUUAAAAUCAGUUGAAUUUGAUUCAUCACCUGGAAGUCUUAAAGCAGAUAUACCAGGUAUUGAUAUUCAGUCACCAGUUGUUAGCUUGGAGGGCCCAGAUGUCAAAGUUAAAAAAUCCAAAAUCAAAAUGCCAAAGCUAAUCUCAGGAUCCAAAGUCAAAUCUGCUGAUGUUGACAUCAAUGUUCCAAAGCUACAGUCACCUGAAAUGAGUAUGAACCUGGGUGCUUCUGAUGCUAGUUUAGAAGGGCAAGGCAUAAAAGUUAAGGGCAGUUUGAUGGACCCUGAGUUAAAAGGGACCUUUGAAGGUAGAGUGAAGGGCCACACAGAUGCAGAAGAUUUUAAAGCAGAAGGAUUUCAGGGUGCAGAGCUGAAUAUGCCAAGUGCAAAGCUUAAAGUACCCCAUAUUAGUUCUUCAGAUGAGAAAACAGGAGAAAUAGGCAUGCAUACAGAUGUUGCAGUAUCAAGUGCAAUAGAGUAUACUGAGGGUAAUGUAACUUUUCCUAAGAUUAAAGUGCCAAAAUUUGGAAUAGCUUUGCCUCAGGUAGAAGGAAGGGAGAUGGGUGUGGAUGUAGGGUCAGGAGAAUUAACUGCUAGUGGUAAUGUUAGUUCAAGUCUGGAGGUGCCAUGUCCAGAUUUAAAAAGCAGCGGUCAGAAAGUCAAAGUCAAAAAGCCACGGUUCUUUGGCAAAUCUAAAGCCAAGGGUGGAAGCGCAGCUGAUCUUACCUUUCAGGGACCUGAAGUUGUAGGUACAAUUGAGGGAGGUUCCAAAGUGUCUAAAGAAUUAAGUGCAAGUUCUGGGGAGCUUAUAGGUGGAAAGAUGGUAGAGGGGAGUUCUGGUUUAAAAAUUUCACCAAAGAGUAAAUCUGCUUCACUUGAUCUUUACAAGAAAUCAAGGCAUCGUUCUUCAUCACUUAGUGAUGAAGGAGAACUUGCUUCCCCCACUUCUGUUGAAGGGCAUUUGCAGACAGAAGGUGGUAACAUGUCAGUGGAUGUUGGAGGGGCUAAAGUAAAAGGCAAAAAAGGAGUGCUGAAGUUUGGCACAUUUGGUGGGUUUGGCGCAAAAUCCAAGGGUUCGUAUGAAGUGACACUUGGAGAAGAGAGUGAAGCAAGGAUUGAAGGAGCUGGAGGAGUUGUUUCCCCUUCCAAGAAGUCUAGAGUGUCAUCAUCAUCUAGCAGUGAUAGUGUUUCAAAGGGUGGUUUUCGCUUCCCAAGGGUUGAAAUUGCUGUUUCACCAAAGAAAUAAUGUUGCGAUAUGAUUAAAAGGCACUAAUGUUUUGCCUUUCUAUAUGCUACGAGUUCACAUACACUCUAAUGCUUUAUACUAGACAGCUACUUUGUAAGCCUCAUCUAACUACAGUGCACUGUCAUAAAUGUAGACAUUUUGUCCAGUUUCCUUUUAGCAUUCCAAAUAAUAGUCUUUUCAUUUUGCUGGGGUACAUGUCAUGUCUUUUAACUGUAAAUAAGAGAAAUCUGUAUUGUAAUUUUCAUUAUCACUUGUAAAUAGAAAAAAAAAUUAGUCUACCAUCACAUUUUCUAUCCACUACCACAACAAUGUUGAAAUGGCAUAUUUGCAUCUGGUUUUAACACAUUUUUCGUGAUAUGAUAAUUAUAUUUUUGUAUUUGUUAAUCUUUAGGGGAAAUGGUUUAGCAAGCAUCUGUCAUAAAUAUUAUCUCUGUUAUUUUACUGUUAACAGGUUGUAUGUGCCUUUCAUAUACAGAAUCAUCAAAACAAACCAACCCAGAACAUUUAAUAUAAGUGAGAUUUUAUAAUUUUGAAAUCAAGUCUGUAUAAUACUUAAAAGUGAAUUUUUAAAAAUGACGGUUCAUUCAAAUGACAUUUUAUAUUUUAGACCUGUAAAAAUGUAAAUAAACUGCUGAUACACUUUAAUACAUUGGGAAUUAUCCUUUUAGUGCCAAAUAAACAUGUUUAGAGAAUUUAUAUCUGAUGAGACCGUGAACUUGCACAAAUCAUUAAAUGAAUAACAGCUCAUCAGCCAUUACUGUUUUAAUGAACACUUUGAGAUUGCUGUCUCUCUCUCUCUCUCUCUCUCUCUCUCUCAUUUGACCCAGUGAUUGGCUGUGCUGGAAUUUAUUUUUGAUUUCCUGUCAUCUGUAAAACCAAAUAAAGUGUUCAGUUAUCA